Messenger RNA from Jaculus jaculus (lesser Egyptian jerboa), 3261 nucleotides. It is a transcript of the gene Pcdhb2, whose product is annotated as protocadherin beta 2. NCBI's taxonomy places the organism in Eukaryota, Metazoa, Chordata, Mammalia, Rodentia, Dipodidae. Bases 195 to 2600 code for a protein of 801 amino acids. Gene Ontology annotation, molecular function: calcium ion binding. Gene Ontology annotation, cellular component: plasma membrane. The record is from RefSeq and is a predicted model, not a curated record. The transcript has a single exon. Gene Ontology annotation, biological process: homophilic cell-cell adhesion.
UGCAGACACCCGGUAGCCAGACAUUCAGCCAAAGAAGCAAGAAGGAAGAAGAGGCCCUCCAGGGAAGUUGUUCGGGAAAAUCAAGGCCUCAGGAUUGUUGGGUUAUUACCCCAGUGCCUUCAAGAUACUGGGAAGUAGAGUCAGAGACGACGUGAGACGGAGCUGGAGCGGAUUUGCUGGGAGACCAGAGGACAAUGGAGACAAGAGAGGGAAAGCAGCGCGUUCUGAAACCAAGGCAAGUCCUGCUAUUCUUUGUUUGGCUAGGACUAGUGCAGGCUGCUUCCAAGCCCAGGCGCUACUCAGUGGCCGAGGAAACGGAAAGUGGCUUUGUUGUGGCUAACUUGUUAAAAGACCUGGGGAUGGAGGUAAAAGAAUUAGCUUUGCGGGGUCCCCGGGUCGUUUCCAAAGGGAAAAAAUUGAAUUUACAGCUCGAUAGGCAGACGGGGGAUUUAUUGUUGAAUGAGAAACUGGACCGGGAGGAACUGUGCGGCCCCACCGAACCUUGUGUAGUACCUUUUCAGGUGUUGUUAGAAAAUCCCUUGCAGUUUUUCCAGGCUGAGCUACAGAUUAGGGACAUAAAUGAUCAUUCUCCAGUUUUCCUAGACAAAAACAUAAAUUUGAAAAUUUCAGAAAGCAUUGUUCCAGGGACCACUUUUCUAAUAGAAUGUGCCCAAGACUUAGACGUAGGAAGUAACAGUCUCCAGAGUUAUACAAUCAGUCCCAAUUUCUACUUUCACCUCAAGUUACAAGACAGUCCCCAGGGCAGACUAUUACCACAGCUGAUUCUAGACAAGGCGCUGGAUCGGGAGGAGGAAUCGGAAAUCAGGUUAACACUCACAGCUUUGGAUGGCGGGAGUCCACCCACUUCUGGCACCGCUCUGGUCCUUAUUGAGGUCUUGGACAUCAACGACAACUCCCCUGAGUUCUCAGAGCUUCGCUAUGAGGUGCAGGUCCCAGAAAACAGUCCGGUUGGAUCCCAUGUUGCUACUGUCUCCGCGAAGGAUUUAGACAUUGGAGCCUAUGGACAAAUAUCUUACGUGUUUUCCCAAGCCUCUGAAGACAUUCGAAAAACAUUUCGAAUAAAUGCGAAAUCAGGAGAAAUCCUAUUAACACAGAAACUGGAUUUUGAAUCCAUUCAGGAUUACACAAUAAAUAUUCAGGCUAUAGAUGGUGGAGGCCUUUCAGGAAGUUGUGUGGUGUAUGUUCAAGUGAUGGAUUUGAAUGACAAUGCUCCGGAAAUUACCAUCUCCACACUUACCUCUGAGAUCCCAGAAAACUUGCAGGAAACCAUAAUUGCUGUAUUUAGUGUUUCAGAUCUUGACUCAGGAGACAAUGGCAGGAUGGUUUGCUCCAUCCAAGAUGACCUUCCUUUUUUCCUGAACCCCUCGGUGGAGAACUUUUACACUCUUUUGACAAAUACGGCUCUUGACCGGGAGACCAGAUCUGGAUACAACAUCACCAUCACCGUCUCAGACAUGGGCACACCCAGGCUGAAAACGGAGCACAACAUAACAGUGCAGGUGUCCGACGUGAACGACAACGCCCCAGCCUUCAGCCAAACCUCCUACACCCUGUUGGUCCCAGAGAACAACAGCCCCGGCCUGCACAUAGGCACAGUGAGCGCCACAGACACAGACUCAGGCACCAAUGCCCAGAUCACCUACUCGCUGCUGCCGCCCCAGGAAGGCGACCAAGACCCGCAGCUGGCCCUCGCCUCGCUGCUGUCCAUCCACGCGGACAGCGGGCAGCUGUUCGCCCUGCGCGCGCUGGACUACGAGGCGCUGCGGGCCUUCGAGUUCCGCGUGGGCGCCGCCGACCGUGGCUCGCCCGCGCUCAGCAGCCAGGCGCUGGUGCGCGUGCUGGUGCUGGACGCCAACGACCACGCGCCCUUCGUGCUCUACCCGCCGCACAACGCGUCGACGCCCUGCACCGAGCUGCUGCCCAGGGCGGCCGAGCCCGGCUACCUGCUCACCAAGGUGGUGGCGGUGGACGGCGACUCGGGCCGCAACGCCUGGCUGUCCUUCCAGCUGCUGCAGGCCAGCGAGCCCGGGCUGUUCAGCGUGUGGGCGCACAAUGGCGAGGUGCGCACCGCCAGGCUGCUGAGCGAGCGCGACGCGCCCAGGCACAGGCUGCUCGUGCUGGUCCAGGACAAUGGCGAGCCGCCGCUGUCGGCCAGCGUCACGCUGCACGUGCUGCUGGUGGACGGCUUCUCGCAGCCCUACCUGCCCGUGGCCGAGGGCGCGCGCGACCCGGCGCCGCCCGACGCGCUCACUGUCUACCUGGUCAUCGCCCUGGCGUCCGUGUCUUCGCUCUUCCUCUUCUCUGUGCUCGUGUUGGUGGCGGUCAGGCUGUGCAGGAGGAGCGGGGCGUCCUCGCUGGCUGGCUGCUCUGUGUCCGAGGGCCACUUUCCUGGACACCUGGUGGACGUCAGCGGGGCGGGGACGCUGUCCCACAGCUACCAGUAUGAGGUGUGUCUGACUGGAGGCUCAGAAACCAGUGAGUUCAAGUUCUUGAAGCCCAUUAUGUCCAACUUUCUUGUUAAGAGUUCAGAGAGGGCGAAUGAUGCAAGCCCCAGUUUCAGGAAUAUAGAAUUCAGCUAAAUAUUGACAAUGAACUACUGAAUCUUUUCUUAAUUUGUGGGAGGCUAUUUUUUUUUCUUCUUGCUCAAUGAGGAUGUCUUUUCUCAUUUGGAUGUACUUCUUUGCAUGCUAUUAGUAUUUCUAAAUACAUAGGAUUUGUCAUGUAAUGAAUCUAAAUGUUUUGUAGCUGAUUUUGAUUAGUCAUAUAACUUUAUUUGAUUUAUGGUUUGGAAGUAAAUUUUGUGUUUUCUGAAGACCUUGAUUUUUAAGUCAGGGCAUACAAAUAGGGUUGAAGUACUACAUUUAAACAUAUUUGCUAUUCUCUUAGACUUCCUUAACUUUUAUUUUGUGAACUCAUAUUAGUCAAACUCUUAACAUAGCGAUGUAUAACUUAGCAUCCUCCGUAGGUUUAUCUACUUAUGUACUUUAAGAAAUCCCAAUUAUUGUACUCCCCCCCCAAACGUUCAAAUUAUACAUGUUCAAUAAAUUUCUGCCAAAAUUACUUGCUAGUCUAAACUGGAGCUAAAUAGUAUAUAUCUUAGCAAUUUUAAGAGCAUGUCCUAAUUUGUCAUGUUUUCUACUUCAAAUAGUCUUUCAAAAAUUCUCUGUUUAGCUGGGCAUGGUGGCACCUGCCUUUAAUCCUAGCACUCGUGAGGCAGAUGUAGGAGGAUCACCCUGAGUU